Trichoplusia ni (cabbage looper) is the source of this 2342-nucleotide messenger RNA. RefSeq names its product protein disulfide-isomerase (gene Pdi). The coding region runs from base 89 to 1573 and encodes 494 amino acids. Gene Ontology annotation, molecular function: protein disulfide isomerase activity. The record is from RefSeq and is a predicted model, not a curated record. The transcript is spliced from 10 exons. NCBI's taxonomy places the organism in Eukaryota, Metazoa, Arthropoda, Insecta, Lepidoptera, Noctuidae. Gene Ontology annotation, cellular component: endoplasmic reticulum. Gene Ontology annotation, biological process: protein folding; response to endoplasmic reticulum stress.
GAGACGGGAGUGAAUGAAGUGGCACUAUUUCGGCAUUUUGUAGAGUUUCGUCUUCGGAGCAAGCUUGUGAAGUGCUGACUUUUUCACCAUGAAAGUAAUUCUUUUUACGGCGAUAGCCCUUUUGGGCGCCGUUUUGGCUGACGAAGUACCCACUGAAGAAAAUGUACUCGUACUUAGCAAAUCCAACUUCGAUAAUGUUGUUGCAUCAAACAACUUCAUUCUAGUUGAAUUUUAUGCGCCAUGGUGCGGUCACUGCAAGUCCCUCGCUCCGGAGUACGCUAAGGCCGCCACCAAGCUGGCCGAGGAGGAGUCUCCCAUCAAACUGGCCAAGGUUGAUGCCACGCAGGAGCAGGAGCUCGCCGAAAGCUACGGUGUCCGAGGAUACCCCACUCUGAAAUUCUUCAGGAACGGCAACCCUAUUGAUUACUCCGGUGGCCGUCAAGCUGAUGACAUCAUCACUUGGUUGAAGAAGAAGACUGGUCCCCCAGCCAUUGAGGUCACCUCCGCUGAACAGGCUAAGGAACUCAUUGGCGCCAACAAUGUCAUCAUCUUCGGUUUCUUUUCGGAUCAGAGCAGCUCUAAAGCUAAGGCAUUCUUGGGUGUUGCCAGCGCUGUUGACGACCAGGUCUUCGCUAUUGUGUCUGACGAGAAAGUCAUCGGAGAAUUGGAAGCUGAAGAUGAAGACAUUGUUCUGUUCAAAAACUUCGAAGAGCCCCGCGUCAAGUACGAAGGCGAGAAAUUCGACGAGGACCUGUUCAAGACCUGGGUGUUCGUCCACAGCAUGCCUACCAUCGUCGAGUUCUCCCACGAGACCGCCUCCAAGAUCUUCGGAGGACAGAUCAAAUACCACCUGCUCUUGUUCCUGUCCAAGAAAAAUGGCGACUUUGACAAAUACACUGAGGAACUCAAGCCCGUUGCCAAGAACUACCGUGACAGAGUUAUGUCUGUGGCCAUCGACGCUGAUGAAGAUGAACACCAGAGAAUCCUUGAAUUCUUCGGCAUGAGGAAGGACGAGAUCCCGUCAGCUCGUCUGAUCGCUCUAGAACAGGACAUGGCUAAAUACAAGCCGACCAACAACGAGCUUAGCGCCAACUCCAUCGAGGAAUUCGUCCAAUCCUUCUUCGCCGGUACCCUGAAGCAGCACCUGCUGAGCGAGGAGCUGCCCUCGGACUGGGCCGCCAAGCCCGUCAAGGUCCUCGUCGCCACCAACUUCGAUGAGGUCGUCUUCGACACCAACAAGAAGGUGCUCGUCGAGUUCUACGCCCCAUGGUGCGGCCACUGCAAACAGCUGGCUCCCAUCUACGACAAGCUGGCCGAACACUUCGAGAAGGACGAUGACGUCGUGAUCGCCAAGAUGGAUGCCACCGCCAACGAGCUGGAGCACACCAAGAUCACCUCCUUCCCCACCAUCAAGCUCUACACUAAGGACAACCAGGUGAAGGAUUACAACGGCGAGAGGACGCUGGCAGCUAUGACCAGCUUCGUUGAGAGCGAUGGUGAGGGCGCUGAACCUAAACCCAGUGUGAGCGAGGAUGAUGAAGAAGACGAGUUGCCAGCCAGAGACGAGUUAUAAGCGCUCGACGGCCAGUACACUCUCAUGAGACUUCCAUAGUAUAGUACUGUACUGUAUAGAUUAUAAUUAUUUACUUUUAUACUUAAACUAACACGUUUGCAUUUCAUUUGCUAGACUGUUGACUUGUUCUUUAAAUUGUGUUAAGGUUGUACUUGAACGAACUAAGUUAAUACGCACUGUCUGAUAUUUUGUAACGUAAUACUCCGUAUAUUCGUGAAUCAUGUAACGCCACACAUGUGGCCCGAUCUCGUGCAAGUACCCAGUAAAAGUUUAAUUUAUUUUCUAAAGGCAUAAUUUAUUUUGCAUAAACAGCAGCAUAACUUAGUUUAUGUAUAACUAAUGUAUUUAUAAUUUCUGUAUCAUAAUGGUAUAAUAUUUUGACAUUCCUUAGUACAAGUUAUAGUUACAUCGAACAAGUGUUUUGUUGAAGGAGCAUUGGCGUUAUUAUUUUUAUAUUUUACAUUACUUGUACAUUUUAUUCAUCACAACAAAAUAGAAUUACUUGUAACGGACAUAUUACCCGUUAAGUUGUAUUUUUUCUAGUGUUUUUUUUUAAUGAAAUUUGUGUCGUUGAAUAGUUCAAUCGUAUGUACUUGCAUUCUCGUAUGUAUUUAGCUACUUUCAUAAUGAUAAUUAGUGAGGAUUUUGAAAAUGUAAUUUUCUAAGUAUAUUUGGUAAUUCUGUCUAUAAAUGUAAAUAUUCGUAAUUGUAUUUGCCAAAUCUGCAUUUGUGUAUCUAUUGUGGAUACAGAAAUUGAUAAAUAAACAAA